UCAAGGCAAUGAAAAUAAAGAUUUUAUAUUUUUAAAGGUAUUUUUUCUGGAUUGCUCAACUACAAGCUUGAUUCUCACUGUUUCUACUACUGUUUUUAGUCUGUAGAUUCUCUAAACUGUUUUUUUCAAAACAAAAAGAAGUAGUAAUCAACUAAACUUUUAGUCUAAAGUUUACAAAAUGGAAAUGUGCUGUGAACUUAACAAUCUACGUGAAUUGGUGGUUCAAUCUAUAAGUCAAGAAUCUACCAAAGUGUUGUCUGAAAUAGCAACCUGCAAGAAUAUUUUGGAUUUUCUGGAUAUAAAUGAUGGCAUUAUUUCUCUCAAAUAUCCUGAUUUUGUGUUAACCAAUAGCCAUUUUCUACAAAUUUGCAAAGACAAAAAUAAACAUAACAUAACAUUAGAAAAUCUUUCAUUAUUUUUUACAACCUACUGUAAGUAUAAUAUCUCUAGAGUGAUGGUUAUAAGGAUCUUAAAAAAGUUAAAAGGUUACAUUGUAAAAUUAAAUCGAGCCAAAAAUUUGGACUUUAAAAAACAUUUUUUAAGCUCUGCUUUAUCUUUUAAUGGUGCUUUUUCUGAUGUUGUUGGUUUGUUACCUUCUGAUGCUUGUUCUACCCCUACUUCUAUCUACAAUAGUGAAAUUGUUCCAAAUCAAGUUACUGUUUUUGUAUCUUCUGAUUUAAAUUUGCAAAUUACUAAUGAUGAAUUGUCGUGUCCUGUUACCCCAACUUCUAUUAUAUACAUCCCUUUAGAAAAUAGGUCUGAAAAAUUUCUUACUGAAACGCGUUUUAGUGAAGAGAAUCUUCCAGUUUCCAAUUCAGAUAAAAAACUACCUUUAUUUUCUGGUGAUUUGACCUAUCAAAUAAAAAGAUACAAACAGAGAAUUAAUCACCUUAAAUUGCAAAAUAGACAAGUUAAUAGAAGAUGUUAUGAAUAUAAAAGAAAAUAUCAAGCAAUCUUGUCAAAAUAUAAUGUUCGAAAUGUCAACAAAAGAGACGUUAGAAAAGAUUGUAAGAUUAACCAAUUGUUGCAAAUAAAUUUAAGAUUAGAAAAAGAAAUUGAUUUGGCUAGAAAGCGUUCCCAAUCAGAUCGACAAAAGGCUUGGUAUUUAAAGAAAAAAAUUAAAAACACUAUUUUGAAAACAUCUGAUGAAACAAAUGAUUCAUUCUUAAAGGAGAGUUUGAAUUACUUUGAAAAUCUUACAGAAGAGCUGAAGGAAAGAGUUGACAUUUUUGAAAAAAAUGUUAUUGACGUUUAUGAAGGAGGUAGAUAUAAUGAUGAAAUUCGCUCGGUAUAUUACGACCUUUUAAGUAAAAAUGUUUCUGUUAAUAAUGUUGAAUCUGUUAUCAGAACUGUACUACAAAAAAUGGCUGGAAUUUCAUGUGGCACACUUCCAAGAAAAUCUUUGGCUUCUGAAUUUUUUAGUGAAAUGAACCUUUUAGCAAAAGCUCAAGUGAGAGAGGCUAUGUUGAAUAGUACAAACAAUGUUCUUCAUACAGAUGGCACAAAAUAUAAUUUUAGAGAGGUUGGUAGUUUUCAAGUCACAACAUCAUCUGGUAGCUACACGUUUGGGAUAGAAGAUAUGUUUUCGGGAGAGGCACAAUCUUAUUUUGGAGAGCUAAAAAACUUACUCACUGAUAUGUCUAAGAUAUUUUCUCCUGACAAGGAAAACUACGAGAAUGAUCUUAGGAAACUUAUUUUUUCUUUCAAAUCUUUGAUGACAGAUCGCACUAUCGUUAAUUCAAGUUUUUUUCACCAAUUUAAACAUUGGAGAGAAGCAAUUUUGCCUUUUGUUGUUGAAAACUAUGAUCAGCUUCCUUUAAAUGAAAAAUUAAAAAUUUCUCAAAUGCAUCAUGUUUUUUGUGGCUUACACGUUAUCCACAAUCUAGGAAUAUAUGCAGAAAAAGCAAUAAUAGAAUGGGAAAAAGUGGUUGAGCAGGAAGGUAGUAUUCAUGGUGGUUUUAAAAGUUCUCAAAACUCUCGCACCUUUGAUAUUUUGUAUGAACUUUCAAAACUUACCAGCUAUCGGCAUGGUGAUCAGCGAUAUGGAAAAGCUGAUGAAUGGAAAUCAUUUUUGCGUAAAAGGUUUUCAAAAAAUUUUAUGGUUUCAUUUCUGCAUCAUCGCUUUAAUAUUAUAUUUGUACUUGGUGGAGCAACGUAUUAUCAUAAAGACCACCUUAAAGAAUUUGUUAUUAUUCUUAUUAUUAAUAAUAACGAAACACCGACAAUUCUUUAUAUGUAUAUUUGUUUUCUAUUGGACAUCUGCCGUCAUGGUGACAUACCCGUAAGUCAUGCUUUCUAUUUUUGUGCUGACAUGCCUGUCAAUAUAUGUAUCCUUGUGUUUACAUUUUUUUGUGUUUGCAUGUAUGUUUUUGUAGGUGUGUCUGCAAUUAUUUGCAUGUUUGUUUUUACUCACUUGUUAGUCACUAUAUGCAUGUUUGUGUUUAUGUAUCUGUUAGUCAUUAUGUGUAUGUUUGUGUUCUGUUGGACCUCUGAAGUGGUGUUGACGCACAUGUAAGUCACUAUAUGUAUGUUUGUGUUUAUGUACCUGUUACUCAUUAUGUGUAUGUUUGUGUUCUGUUGGACCUCUGGAGCGGUGUUGGCGCACCCGUAAGUCACUAUAUGUAUGUUUGUGUAUAUGUAUCUGUUAGUCAUUAUGUGUAUGUUUGUGUUCUGUCAGACCUCUGGAGCGGUGUUGACACACCCGUAAGUCACUAUAUGUAUGUUUGUGUUUGUAUACCUGUUACUCAUUAUGUGUAUGUUUGUGUUCUGUUGGACCUCUGGAGCAGUGUUAACACACCCGUAAGUCACAAUAUGUAUGUUUGUGUUUAUGUACCUAUCAGUCAUUAUGUGUAUGUUUGUGUUCUGUUGGACCUCUGGAGCGGUGCUGACCCAUCCGUAAGUCAUUAUAUGUAUGUUUGUAUUUAUGUAGUCAUUAUGUGUAUCUUUGUGUUUAUCUACCUGUAAGUCAUUAUAUGUAUCUUACUCUUUUGUUGGAACUGUGGAAUGACUAUAAUUUUAUUUGAUAAUGCAGGUUAGUCAUUUUGAUCAAGUUUUUGUUUUUUUUAUUUAUGUUUGUGUCUGUUGGUCUUAUGGCACAGCGUUGAAACAACAGUAAGUCAUUGUAUGUAUAUUUGUGAGUUGUUCCAACUAGGCUGCAAGCAAUCAUUGUAGGAGUUGGAAGUUACUGGAAGAGAAAAGAUGAAGUUUGUAGAGUAAGAUAAUAAUUGACAGAUGACUUAAAAGAUUGCAAAUUAUAUGAAACAGGGAAGCAAGAUAAAGGAAGCGAAUUCCAAAAAACUGAUGUUCGAGGAAAAAAAUAGAAGAAUAAGAGUUUUUGGAGCACUUAGAAACAGUCACAAGAGAAUGAAUUUUAGUAGUUAAACAAGGGACUCUAGCUAUUUAGAGCAGUGCCCAUAUUUGUAGAAAAGAGAAAGAGAAGCACCAUUACAACGAUGUGAUAAUGGUUGGAGGUUGGCUGCAAGAGCAGGUCCAACUAUGUUUACAAUGCAUUUUUGCUCCUUGUCUAAAAGAGAAAGGGCAUCAUUAGAAUAUCUGCCCCAGCGUUUUUUGCAGCGUUUAGUGCCACAGGGUCUGUGUGUUUUGUGAUUGUGAUGUUAUUGUUGUGAUGUUCUGUGUUGAUAGACAACUUGGCUUACCUUCUCGCUGGUGUCUAUCGUUAAAAAUGAUUAUUAGGUUGUUUCGUUACUGAAACUACUUCUAAUCAUUCACUAAAAGCCAAGAGAUAAAUUUUAGA
Hydra vulgaris (swiftwater hydra) is the source of this 3754-nucleotide messenger RNA. RefSeq lists its product as uncharacterized. The record is from RefSeq and is a predicted model, not a curated record. NCBI's taxonomy places the organism in Eukaryota, Metazoa, Cnidaria, Hydrozoa, Anthoathecata, Hydridae. Gene Ontology annotation, molecular function: 3'-5'-RNA exonuclease activity.